AUGGCAGUCAUGGAAGCUCCGCUGCCACAAGGCGCAGGUUAUGCAGUUGUUGUAGGAUUGGGUUUUGUCUUCGCUUUUGCAAUGAUUUUGACCACAUAUGUGCUAAGACGUUAUCAAAAGGAAAUUAUCACUGCUGAAGAGUUCGCUACUGCCGGUAGAUCAGUUAAGACUGGUUUAAUUGCUGCCGCUGUUGUCAGUUCAUGGACCUGGGCAGCCACUUUGUUGCAAUCUACAACCAUGGUUUAUAAAGUCGGUAUCUCUGGUGGCUAUUUCUAUGCUGCAGGCGCAGGGUACCAAGUCAUCUUAUUCAGUGCAUUGGCAAUUAAAUGUAAGCAAAGGGCGCCAAAUGCACACACUUAUUUGGAAAUUAUCAAGGCCAGAUACGGGACCAUUGGGCAUUUUUGUUACAUGUUUUAUGCUUUAGCGACUAACGUUUUGGUCACUGCGAUGCUUUUGACCGGUGGUUCUGCAGUUGUGUCAGAUUUAACGGGGAUGCACACUGUCGCCGCAUGUUUCUUAUUGCCAGUUGGUGUCGUAUUGUAUACGAUCUUCGGUGGUAUAAAAGCUACGUUCUUGACCGAUUAUGUUCAUACGAUCGUUAUCAUUGUAAUUAUCAUGAUUUUCGCAUUCACAGUUUACGCCACGAAUAGCCAACUUGGGUCUCCGAAGGCAGUGUACGAUCUAGUUAGAGAAGCAGCCAAAGCACAUCCAAUCGAGGGUAAUGCUGGUGGUGAGUAUUUGACAAUGAGAUCUCGUUCUGGUGGUAUCUUCUUUGUUAUAAACAUUGUCGGUAACUUCGGUACCGUUUUCUUGGAUGCUGGUUACUGGAAUAAAGCUAUUUCUUCAUCCCCGGCAGCAGCUUUACCAGGUUACGUUCUUGGUGGGCUAUCCUGGAUCGCUAUUCCAAAUUUAAUUUCCCUUGCUAUGGGUUUGGCCUGUGUGGCAUUGGAAUCUUCUCCAAACUUCCCAACUUAUCCAGAAAGGCUAACUGCAGAGCAAGUUAGUGCUGGUCUUGUGCUGCCAACUGCGGCUGUUACAUUAUUGGGUAAAGGUGGUGCUGUCGCUUCGUUGUUAUUGGUUUUCAUGGCUGUUACAAGUGCCAUGUCAGCUGAAUUGAUUGCCGUCUCAUCUAUCUUCACUUACGAUAUUUACAGAUCUUAUUUGAAACCAAAGGCCACAGGUAAACAAUUAAUAUUCUCCUCUCACAUCAGUUGUAUCGUAUUUGGUUUAAUUAUGAGUGGUUUCGCUACCGGUUUGUAUUACGCAGGAAUCAGUAUGGGUUAUCUUUACGAGUUAAUGGGUAUCAUUAUUUCAUCUGCAGUGAUCCCUUGUGCGCUAUCAUUGUUUUGGGAUGCCCAAAACUUAGUAGCAGUGGUAGCAUCGCCAAUUAUCGGAACAAGUCUUGCAAUUAUGUCCUGGUUAGUAUGCACCAAAUCCUUAUACGGUGAAAUCACCGUCAGUACCACUUUUGAAGAUGAUCCAAUGCUAACUGGUAACAUUGUUGCUCUAUUAUCACCAUUGAUUACGAUACCAUUGUUGACUUACAUCUUCAAACCACAAAAUUUCGACUGGGAGAUCCUUAAGACCAUUACCAGAGCUGAUGAAGAAGAAGAGUUACUUGAAGCCGAGGGAAACGAAGUCUCUGUCUCUGAUUCUGACAGUGUUGGUAACAAUCAAGAUGCCGAGAAAUUGCAAGCUGUGAAAACCGUGAUAACAACUGUAGACGAAAUCCCAAGAGAAACCAUUGAAAGAAUGGCUGAAGAAGAGAGUCAGUAUCUAAGCAGAGCUAGUAAGAUUGCUGGAUAUUUGGCCAUCUUUUUCGCUAUUUCAUUUAUGGUCCUAUGGCCAAUGCCAAUGUAUGGUACCGGAUACAUCUUCUCUGAAAAGUUCUUUACCGGUUGGGUCUGUGUCCUAAUCAUUUGGAUCUUCUUCACUGCAUUCUGUGUGUGCUGUUACCCACUAUGGGAAGGAAGACACGGCAUAUAUACCACGGUAAGAGGUAUAUACUGGGAUCUAUCGGGUCAAACCUACAAAUUAAGGGAAUGGCAAGAUGCUAACCCACGGGAAAUGAAAGCUGUGCAAUCUCAAAUCAUAGCAAAGAUCGAAUCAAUCAGAUCGGAAACUAACAAAAGUAAAGUGAGGCAAAACUUGGACGAUGUUAUCGAACGUUGA
Kluyveromyces lactis is the source of this 2172-nucleotide messenger RNA. RefSeq names its product Dur3p (gene DUR3). Gene Ontology annotation, molecular function: spermidine transmembrane transporter activity; urea transmembrane transporter activity; putrescine transmembrane transporter activity. The transcript has a single exon. The record is from RefSeq and is a predicted model, not a curated record. Gene Ontology annotation, biological process: spermidine transport; urea transmembrane transport; putrescine transport. Lineage: Eukaryota; Fungi; Ascomycota; Saccharomycetes; Saccharomycetales; Saccharomycetaceae. The coding region runs from base 1 to 2172 and encodes 723 amino acids. Gene Ontology annotation, cellular component: plasma membrane.